GUGCCCUUGUCUAGUGCUGAGUGAACAUGCUUGAGUUUAGGAUGCCGCUCGUGAGUACCUCCGACUCACGGCAGGACUGUCGCCUGCUGGUCUUACUGCUCACUCUCACCUUGGAUUACCUUGACCUUGCGUCCGCCAGCUCGUCAUGGGAACAUCUUUCUCUGAGGUAUGGAACCUGGUACCGGCCCCCAAAGACACCGCGAGAGGCCCAGGCCAUGGGCUACAGGCGGGUCAACGGAAUCUGUCAGAUGGACACAUACCACGGCUUCCUGUACGUCCAUCCUCACAACGACAAGUCUCGCCUGCUCUUUGACCUCAACGACAAACUGGCUGGUAUUCAGACUGCAAUCCCAGGCAACAUGAUGGGGUUCAACUCAGCCAACGAGACAGUGCGCGUACCGACCAAAGAGGUGAUCCCACCCAUACUGCUGAGCCAGGAGCAGUACAGCCCCGGCAUACAGAUGUACACAAUUACAGCGUACUUCAAACACCCCAGCCUUAUCUGCAGCCCGUACACGCAACACGCCCACCCGGGGAAAGGCCUGUACAUCCAGAUGGGGUACCGGGUGGAGAGACAGUACGAGAAGAUCCCGCUCGACUCUCGCCACCUGUCCUCAGACUGGAAGACUGGAACUUGUCUGCCUAGCAUGGGUCGUCACUACUUCAAGAACUUGACCCGCGACCUGGCGUGCGAGAAGCUGUACCCGGUGUUCCUGAUGUACAACGAUGAGGGACAGCUGGGCGGGUUCGGUUGGCUCUUCCAGGGGAUUCCGCCCUCAGAGUCCUCGCGAACACCCGUCAAGUGGUUCAAAUACUCUUGGCAGUUCUACCCGGCAAUAUUCGACCAGUCGAUGCUGCCGUCUUGUAUGUUCAACCCGGCGUUCAACAUAUUCGGUAUCCGGGUGUAUCUCCGCAAUGAACAUACCAUGACCUGCCCCCGCAUACAACCCGCUGGCCACAGCGAUGAAAAAGGUGGCGGAUACGACAACAACAAUAACAACAACAACAAAGAUAGUGAGAGUAAUAUUAAGCACGACAAUAACUGGAAAAAUGACAAUGACGAAGACGAAGUGACCUUCCGACCUCUUCACCCCAAGAAACCGCAGCACAACCCCCAGCAGCACAACACCCGCCACCCGAACACCAGCCAGAGCCCUAAGUCCCCCAAGUACACCAACUCACAGACCAACAACGUCAUCGAUGCUGACGUCAUCAGAGAGACUGGGAGCAACGGCGCUCACCACUCUGGCUCACGCUUCUCUUGUGAUUUCACUUUUGUCUUGUUCUUGUGUUUGAUGACUCAUGCCAUGAUGUCGUGGUGUUUAUGCUCUCCGAGCUUUGCUGAUGUGACGCCGUUGUUGGAGGAGCGGCGCCGACUAAGGUAGCAUCAUGGUGCGAAGUAGUUGUACCUGCUUACGUGGCAUGGAUUGGAGAAUCAUACAAAACAGCCGAGGAUUUGGAGUUGGAGCAGUAAAGUUCUUUACUUUGGUCUCAGCCCGGACUGAGAAUGGUCGGUCCAUCUGUACUACAUUUUGUUGUUGUAAAUGGAAGUUUUGACUUUGGGCUAUACGUAAAAAUGUGUGAGGUAUACGUAUGGCGAGUGUCUGAGUAGUGGAGGAUUACAUCAAAAUAUGAACGAGAUCCAAAUGAAACAGUGGUGAAGAUGGUGUUGGGAGCGGGGAAAGGGGAGGCGGGGGCUGUGGAGAAAUGCGGCCACAGGAAAGCCUCAGAGGUAAAAUUUGGUAAAAGAACGAACAAAGCAUCACAGGCACAAACUAAAAUGUGGUGAGAUAGAAAGAGUAAACGAGAGAAGAAGAGAGAAGAGAGAGAGAGUGAAUGAGUGAGAGAACAAGUGAAGGA
Messenger RNA from Aplysia californica (California sea hare), 1860 nucleotides. RefSeq lists its product as uncharacterized. Lineage: Eukaryota; Metazoa; Mollusca; Gastropoda; Aplysiida; Aplysiidae. The record is from RefSeq and is a predicted model, not a curated record.